AUGUCAACUGGAACACCCGUCAGAAACAGCCAGAGAAGCGUGCGUGCGUGUACGGCAUGUGCGCGGCGUAAGAUCCGGUGUUCCAAGACAAUACCCUGCACGGCAUGCAUACGACUCAACAGGGCCUCGUCUUGCCAAAGAGAGCAAGUUGUUGUCGUCACCCGAAGGAGAGGGCAUGGUGCAGAUACCACUGGAUUAGAAAAUAGCAUCAAUAGCCCCUUGCCCAGCCUGUCGGACUCUGACCAAGCCAGAGAUGUGCCCCCAGCGGAUCCUUAUUCCUCUUCUGAGGCCAUCGGCAACGACGCUGUUGCUGGAGUCGCUUCUACCAUCCCUUAUCCCGAACCAAGGGCUCAUAUUGAGGAGCAUGUCUUCUCUAAUCGCUCCAGUCAAGGACUCCAACAGACAUUGAACUCGCCCCAGGCAGCUGACAGUCGCCUAACCAGCGAUAGAGCGGCAGCAUUGGAGUUUCUUACUCAUGGCCGUCGGAACGUCAUCAACCAAUUUGCUGGCAGGCAAGAUACCGCGGAGUCACCAUUGUCACUCAAUUCAUGGGGGAAAAGCAACUUAGAAGAGCGAUGGGAUUUAUUCUUCACCGAACAAAAUUCUAGGACACUUCUGGCCCUUCAUCAGUCCCAUCUAUCCUGGAUGCACUGCGCAGUUCAUAUGCCCACAUUUCGGCACGAGUUUGAAGAAAACCUUGUGAGACGAGAAUGCAAUAGGUCUUGGCUGGCUUUGUAUUAUGCAAUCCUUUCUCAAACACUGUACCAUAUUGAUGAUCAAUACCUGUCUUCGCUGCCACAGCCGGUCAAUGCCAACGCAGAUGCAUCCUUUGUGCUUUUCAACAAGAGCAUCGAAGUGCUCUUCCGAGCCAACUUCAUGGAUGACCACAAUAUAUAUUCAGUCCAAGCAAUCUGUCUUCUCCUGCAAGUGGCGCAUCAUUUUGACAAGUCUGAUCUCAUUUGCAUCCUCAUCUCCACGGCGAUUCGAAUCGCCCAGUGCCUGGGCCUUCACCGGCUAGGCCCAGAUCGUGCCAUAUCCGAAGGAAGUACGGCCAAUAUUAACGAAACAGCCAACGUUGACCGGGAACUGAAGAAAGGAAUCUGGUGGUUUCUAGUGCGCUACGAUUGGUAUCAAAUACCGUUCCAGAACACUUGUCAGAUACACCCAGGUCAAUUCAGCACACCUAUGCCGACCAACCAGCCUGUACCUACGCAACAGCUAGCGAGCAAUGACACUCCGAAUAUGGACGAGGCCUAUGUUUCGACUAGUUGGGCCAACUACCUCAAUCACUUCUCGGUUCUAAUUUGGAAACACCACGAUCGCAUGUUCAAGGCUGGACAUCCGAGCAAUUGCCCAGAGAGUAUCCCCAAAUUAUACGAGGAGGUGAUACGGGCUGAUGAAGAACUAAAGGCUAGCUACGUGUCUCUUCCGCCUUCUUUGCGAGAGGUUGACACGUCACAAGAUUUUCCUACUGCUGAUGGACUUCCCAUUGGCUUGAUGCCAGGCCUUAUCCUUAUAUGCACUGCCCACAAAGUUCUCGGCGUACAUCGUCAUUUCCAGCUCUCCGGUUUCCGAGACCGGCGCUAUGCAUUUUCUCAGUUUUCAUGCGUGUCUAUUGCUGAGCGUAGUAUCGCGGCAAUUAUCGAUUGGCCAGACACUCUUCAAUCACGGAUUGCACGUAGGAUGUGGACUACAUUGACGCACGUCAUUAGUUGCUGCAUCUUUCUCGCCUUUGCCUUGCUGUUCAAGUCCGAGAACACCCUUAUGCACGACUGGAUCAAGGUCCGUCGCUAUCUGCAGCUUGGGAAAGAAAUCAUCAGCCACGAGGAGCAGAGAAGCUCUCUGGCCCGGCGAGGCGUCAGGCUGCUCGGCGCUAUAAUGGAACUAGAAGCCAGCUCGGAGUGUUCGGUGGACUUGGAGGCGGAAAUUGGGAACCUGAUACGUUGCGUGACGGUGGCGGACGAGAAUUACCUCAACAUGGAUGCUGCUGAUCCCCAUCAUGUUAUUUUCCCAUAUAGCCAGGACCUUUGGGAUAGUUUCAUUAAUGAUUCCAUGGCUAGUGACUUCUUUGGGGUUUAA
This is a messenger RNA of Clonostachys solani, 2079 nucleotides long. Lineage: Eukaryota; Fungi; Ascomycota; Sordariomycetes; Hypocreales; Bionectriaceae. The record is from the annotation of a GenBank genome assembly.